Messenger RNA from Drosophila teissieri, 1886 nucleotides. RefSeq names its product sodium- and chloride-dependent glycine transporter 1. Bases 94 to 1860 code for a protein of 588 amino acids. Lineage: Eukaryota; Metazoa; Arthropoda; Insecta; Diptera; Drosophilidae. Gene Ontology annotation, cellular component: membrane. Gene Ontology annotation, biological process: sodium ion transmembrane transport. The transcript is spliced from 9 exons. The record is from RefSeq and is a predicted model, not a curated record. Gene Ontology annotation, molecular function: glycine transmembrane transporter activity.
AAUCGCUUUUUUGACAGCAUCAAAUAAAUAGUAUAAAUAAAUUCAUUUUGGUAUAGUGCAGCAUGGUAAUUUGAAAUACAGCCUUGAGUGACCAUGGCGAAUGCACAAGAACCGACGGGUCCGCGUAAGGAUAAGCGCAUCGAGCGGGACGAGAACCGCGGCCAAUGGAAUUCCAAGACGGAGUUCAUCCUCUCGCUCCUCGGAUACGCCAUUGGCAUUGGCAAUGUGUGGCGCUUUCCCUAUCUCUGCUACCGCAGUGGCGGCGCCGCCUUCCUGAUCCCCUACAUGUUGAUGGUCAUUUUAGCCGGCAUACCCCUGUUCUACAUGGAGGUGCUGAUCGGCCAGUUCUCGAGCACCGGAUGCACUGGCAUGUUUCGCAUGACGCCCCUGCUGAAGGGAACGGGCAUCGCCCAGGUGAUGGUCAAUGCCUACUGCGUGUGCUACUACUCGGUGAUCAUAUCGUACCCCGUCCGGAUGAUCUUCUACUGCUUCUUCAAGAAGGUGCCCUGGGAGGACUGCAAUAACUCUUGGAAUACCGACAACUGCGUGACCGUUUCCGACAUGGGGAAGCAAAAUAGUACUGAUGGGUUUACAACUUCCGCCGAUGAAUUCUUUCACUUGGAAGUCCUUAGAAUCUCAAAGGACAUCUCCGAAUUGGGUGGCAUGGUGUGGGAACAAUUAGCUGCCUUGAUAGUCACCUGGAUUCUUAUUUACGUCUGCCUAAUGCGGGGAAUCAAGUCGGUUGGCAAGGUCGUUUACUUCACGGUACCCUUUCCCUACCUGCUGCUCUUCAUUCUGCUCGUCAGAGGAGCCACGUUGCCCGGAGCCUGGAAGGGCAUAAAGUUCUACGUGUAUCCGGAGUGGCACCGCCUGCUGGACCUCAAAGUCUGGGCCGAUGCCGCCAUCCAAAUGUUCUUUGGCAUCGGACCCGGCUGGGGUGGUAUCGUCAACAUGGCCAGCUUCAGCAACUUUCGAAAUAACGCCAGAUGGGACACGAUUCUCAUAGUAUCGAUCAACGUGUUCACCAGCAUACUGGCCGGAUUUGUGGUCUUUUCCGUGUUGGGAUUUCUCUCUGAAAAAUCGGGCAUUCCCGUGGAAUCCGUGGCCACCGGAGGAGCUGGACUGGCCUUCGUCACGUAUCCGGAGGCCAUUGGCAUGCUGCCCGUCCCGCAGCUGUGGGCGCUCAUGUUCUUCUUUAUGCUCUUUUUGCUGGGCAUCGACAGUGUGUUUGUACAACUGGAGGCCAUCAUGACAUCGAUACUGGAUGAGUGGUAUUGGGUGCGAAGUCACAAGUGGAAACUGACGCUCGUUUCUUGCUUUAUCUUCCUCGGACUCUCCUCCAUAAUGUGCACAAAUGCGGGCAUGUUUAUUCUUCAGCUGUUUGACUGGUACUCCUCGGCGAUCGCUGUAAUUGUCAUUUGUCUGGUGGAGAUUAUUAUGGUCGCUUGGAUUUAUGGGAUUAAAAAUUUCAUGUUGGAUGUCGAGUUCAUGCUCGGAAGACGCCCAAGUCUAUACUGGAGAAUCUUGUGGCAGGUCGUCACGCCAGUAAUUCUAAUUUUUAUUCUUAUAACUAGCAUUGUAUUCAUGAGGACGAUCACCUAUAACAACAUCCCAUACCCCCAGUGGGCCGUUAUAAUCGGCUGGGCCAGUUGUGUAACAUCAGUUAUGUGGAUACCGCUCUACAUUUUCUACAUCAUGAUCCGUAAGCGGGCCACACUGUGUGACAGCCUGAAGAAGCGCCUCCGGCCCUUGGACUGGACCCCGGCGGAUCCGCAAGAUCGUGCGGAAUACGAGGCCUUCCGCAGGCAACGCAGAAUGCCGGGAUUUAUGUCUGACACUGACAUCGAGUCCACCAAGUAGAAUAAUCUAUAUAUAUAAAUAUAUGU